AUGGGUAAAGAGAUGAAAGGGUACUUUGUCGGCCCGAUGCCAGUUAGGGACUUUCUCCAGGAAUUCCUACCAACUUCUCAAAUUCCCGAUUAUGAUCCUUCAUCCUUCACUUCAGCCUUCGCCGUUGGCACAUUCAACGACACGAUCUCUAUUAAUGCCAUCACACCUUUCGCUCCUCAACUGUCGUUUGUCGACACUCACAAAUACGAAGACAUGAAAAACUGUUCGAAAUUAAAUUCAAUGGUAUUCAACAUCAAGUCGGAUGUCUGCAUGUAUCCCGAUGGAUGCAAACCUUCAUCUCCCAACUGCGAUGUUUCUGCCACAGAAAUCAUCAUAGAAUUCAAAUGGUCACCCUCACACGAUGCAUUCCGUCACCCUGGAGCUGAUAGCCUCGUGUCCCAGACGGAGAAGGGUAUGGACACCCUGGGACAAAUAACGAGUUAUACUGCUGCUCAGCUCGGCACCCAGUUCCGUACCCACGUAUUCUCUGUCCUAAUCGUGCGUGAUUGCGCUCGGAUCACCAGAUGGGAUAGGGAAGGGGCUAUCGUCACCAGCGCCAUCAACUACAAUAAUGAUCCAGACUUGGCUGACUUUUUCUAUUGUUACGCACAGGCAUCACCUAAAAUGUGUGGUGUUGAUACUUCCAUCACACUUGCUGGCGACAAGGAGGCCGACCUCGCAAGGUCACAGCUAAAUAUCCCCAGUACCACUCAUAUGUUGAAAAUCGAUGUCCCUAAUGUUGAGGGCUCUGGCUCGCUCACUUUGGUCCUUCCCCAACCUGUUAUGAAAUCUCACUCGCCUGUUGGCCGCUGGACACACGCAUGUCCGGCAUUCGAUCUUGUCAACAAGAAGCUCGUGAUGUUCAAGGACUCUUGGCGGGUAUCAUUACCCGAUGUCUUACUGGAAGGCAAAACAUACAAGUUAUUGAUGUCGCACAAUGUUUCCCAUAUCCCAAAGUGUAUCGCAUAUCAUGAUGUACCCCCCUCUAUCGCUCAGCAAUUCACUCAAACUACCAAGUUCAGCAGUGCUGAAUGGGCACUUCCCCACUUACCUCUUACUCUGCAUACUCAUCACCAUCUUGCCCUCGAUAUUGUGGGCAAAAAAUUGACCGAGUUUGAGAGUUCUCAUCAACUCGUUUCGUCUGUGUGUGAUGCACUGAUUGGUACGAGUUUUUUUAAUCCUCACACAACUUAUUCAUGA
Messenger RNA from Suillus fuscotomentosus, 1200 nucleotides. RefSeq lists its product as uncharacterized. The record is from RefSeq and is a predicted model, not a curated record. The transcript has 2 exons. The coding region runs from base 1 to 1200 and encodes 399 amino acids. NCBI's taxonomy places the organism in Eukaryota, Fungi, Basidiomycota, Agaricomycetes, Boletales, Suillaceae.